AGGUCAGAAGGUAGGUGAAAAAGCAGAAGCGAGCGAGUUAAUGUCUGUUUGUUUGAGUGAGCGGAUGAGCGCGGAAAAGAGGGCAGGAGCCGGCUUGCCCACUGCAUUUCUCCACACCCUAAGUGAGAUUGUGGCCGAAAAACCUGAAGCUUUUUUCGAGCUACCCGGCAAAUGUUUCUGGGGAGGGUGGACUCCCAGUAUGCCGAGCGGCCGGAUGUGCCGCCAUCCUUUAGACUCACUUGUCACUGCGCUGAUGUUUUGACAGUAACAAGGAGUGAGGCAGAGCUACCUCCUUCCCCUCUCUGGAUCGCGAAAGAGGUGGGGGGUAAGGGGGCGUGACUCCUUUCUCCGUUGCCCCCUCAGGAGAGAGGCGGUUUCGGACAAGGAACCAGGCAGAGACUGAAAGAACCCUCCUUCUAGGAGCUGCGGAGGGGCCAUGAGUUGCUGAUAGAACCUUGCAAGAGUCGGGGUAGGGUUGCCAGGGAGACCUUCCCGCCCCUUUGGGGGAAGCAAACAUCUUAGACAGAAGGGCCAAUAAGGGUUCCUCCUGAGAGGAAAGACAAGGGAGGGGAUCUGUCUAACAAGGAAGCAGCUGUUCUCUCUUUGGACCUGGACCACAAGCCAGAGGUAAUCUGACCUGCUCUGGGGCUCUUUUUGCAUGUCCUUUACAGCAGAAGGAUUUGAUGCCAUUCAGCCUGUUCACCUCACUGGUGUUUAUGUUCCCCACAGGUUUCUCUUCCCCCCAGCAGCCGUAGCUCAGGAGGUCGGACCUGCCACUGAUGUUAGUAGCAGCAACUCCAAGAAGAGAAAACUAAAUAGCAACAGUAUUGAGUGAGAAGUUGAAUCCAUCUUCUCUUGCUCCUCCCUUCUUUCCAGAAGCAACUCCUCCAUAUCAUCUAUUAUUACUACUACCAGCUCCCUUUUUUCAUCUGGGGUCUCUUCCAACCAUCACCUGCAGAAGAAGGUGUGCUUUAAGGACUCAUUGGACCUUUUUGGACUUGAUGUGAAGAUGGCCGAAGAGUCUUCCCAGCAGCAGCUCAAAAACAAAAGUGUCUUAAUUUCCUCUGUAGCUGUGGGACAUCACACAAAUGGCCUGACCAAAGCUGCCUCCUCUACUGUCUCCAGUUUUGCCAGUGGUAAACCUGGGUCAUCCAAGAAGUUAGUGAUCAAGAACUUUAAAGGUAACAUGAUGAUGCCAUUCUUUAUCUCUGAAAUAUGUAUCUACAUGAGGGAUGGCCUGUACAGUAUAUUGCAGAAAUCUUGCAUGGGUGAGGGCUUAUUCAUUACACUGUGACAUGGAAUCCUUUGUUAGAGGAAGCCAGGCCACUUACCAGGUCUCUGUUACAACUUUAUCUCCAAGUGUAGCCCUUUCUUUUUUGCUAAACCAAAAAACUGUCAGCUGCUCUUUCAUAUAGAAUGCACAAAAGAGGCAUGCUCUGUGGGGUUAAAUCUCCAUGUAACUGGUGACUAGAGGGGGAGGAACAGGGAUUGUUUUUUCUUCUCCAGUGGCAUUCAGAAUUAAGCCAGUCCUCCUCAACAUGGCCACACCCCUUCACUAUACAUCCCUGCUCCAGGUUCCAUUUCUUGCUGCAGUUUUAGUGUGUAAUGGAAUAUGAAGUUUUUAAAAGUACAACGAAAAGAGAAAAAGUCAAGAGCAGCCUAAUUUUAAAUAGUUACAGAUAGAAAUUGUAACUUGGAAAAACCAAGUUUUUGUGAAGCUUUACAGCUCUAUUCCAUAAGUUAGUGGGUGGAGCGUCUCAAGCAAAGCUGUGUGCCAUUCCCUGCGGCUGCAUCAUGCAUGUGAGGACCUCUGCUCUGGAGUAGUAGUACAGUACUUACACAGAAUAGUGCAGAACAUCCUUGACCCUCUCCUAAAACCAUACACAGGAAAUGAGGUGGCAGCACUUCAUUCGUUUCCUUCUUCCUCAGUCGGUUUGGGGUAAAACAUUAGAGAUACAAUCAUCUCUACAAAUGUAAUUUGAAUCAAGCACAGUUGUUUGCCAGAGGCAAUUCAUCUUGUGGGGAAGGGAAGGAGCCUAUCCUUUUCUGGAAUUUUGUGUUCCCCAAGAUUUGUCUGCCUCCAUAAUUUGAGAACCUGUCAGGGUCUUCUAAAGUGACAAAAUAUGGACAGAUGCAAAAAUAUUCCCUCUGGUGUUUGGUUGAGUCCCAGGUAAAAGGACAGGCAGAAAAUGAGAGGGAGCUGAAGUUGAUCUUGGCUGAACCCUCAGAAUUUUACAGCAUGAUGUAAUUAGGGUGUUAAAUUGGGAAUGUGGAGUUCCUUCGAUAAAUUGAACUUCAGCUAACAAAAGACCAUGAACUGCUAUUCUUUGGUUAAUUCUGGUACCUUUAUGGGUAAGAGGGGGAAAGCUUAGAGUGAUACCUGCUCAUACCUGUAAAGCAGGUGUGAAUAUGUUUUUCUUUGGCAUUGAAGAGCUUUGUUGUAUCCUGUUUGGAAAACUCCCUUGUGUCUUUAAAUAUGUCUCAUAAGACAGUUUUGCCUCUUAAGCACAUUAGUUAACUUAUUUAUUUUAAAAGAAAGUAUCUUAAGUAUCUUAUUUCAGGGAAUGACAGCUAGUUAGAAUAUCUUGGUGGUUUGUUUCUUUCCUUCACUCUAUUAAAAAAAGCAAUACAGGUGGUCCUUAUUUUUGUAAUUUUGGCCUCACCAUCAUAAGCACAUUCCUGUUUGUGUACCCUAGAAGUGCAUAUCAAGUUGCCUUUUGUUAAACAAUGUUUGCCUUUCCCAGACACUUCCACUCAUUAAAAAAAAAAAUUCUGCUUCUGACUGGUAAAUGUGAAUCCUGCAGAUGUAUUUCCUGACUCAUAUGUAAAUCCAGUUCUUAUUGAGUACCUAUUUGAUUCUUUUUUUGCUCCUUUUGGGCAAAUGUCUCAGUGUCAAAUUAAUGGUACCACGCAUGUGCUGUGAAUUUGCAUAUCUAGUCUGUGUCUUCUCCUUCCUCUAUAUCAGAGGGCCAGAUUUGAUGAAGUGAACAUGAGUGAGGGCCGACCAAAGUUGUUUUUAGAACUGAGGUUGUUGGGCAUUUUUAGAAUUUAAUCCCAGAAUUGUUGAACUUUUUUUUACAAUUUUACCCCAAAGUUCUUGAGCUUUUCUUAGGAUUGAGGUUGCUGAGGUUUUUUUUUAGGAUUUUACCCCAAGACAUGUACUUCCAUGGGGUUCAGAUUAAAUUGACCGGCGGGCCGGAUUAGGCCCCUGAAACGGACUUUGGACAUGCCUGCUCUAUAUACACCACUCUUACCACAACUGAAGAGUGUGCAAACGUCUGAGGAUGAGGAUAUUUCUUUAGCUGAAUUGGUAGCUCUAGAAUUGGUACUGAUAUCAACUGUACUAGAAAAUCUGGUGACAUCUGGUGUUCAGGUCACAUGUAUUGAUACAUUGCCUGAAACUGGUUUAAAGUUAAAAUCAUGUAUUGGAGUACUUGUCUAAUGUGCAUCUGGUGAUAGAUCCAUGCCAUGAGACAGACUGCUACAUUGUCUACCUGCUGAAGAUUCUGAAAAAUCCUCAAGAGAAGCUUUGCAUACAGCACAUUAUAGUAGAAUAUUUCUGAAGGCAUAAAUGCUUUAUAGGUCUGACUAUGAAAGAAAAUUGGCAUCCUAGUUUUCUACAGGACACCUAUGUAAUUAGCAAAGCUGUCAAGUUCAGUGUGAAUGUCCUCAUGAUCUGCAAUCAGUUGGCUUGAUGGUUCUUUUGUCCUCCCCAAUUCAACUGGUUCACCACUCUGAUGGGGUCAUAGUUUGGUAGAGGUCUGUGCUGUUAAGAGUUAAUGUUUGGUUUUAAUUUGUUUUACUUGGAAGUCACCACUGUGGAUAAAUAAAUUGCAACACUAAAUAACUUCUACCUUUAGCUACUGAUGGGACAGAGUUCCGGUUUCAGCUGGAACUCACAGGAACUCAGUUCCUGCACCUCUCAGGUUGGUACUAUUGCCAUUAUAAGAGAGCAAGGGAAGCAUUCAUGGUGAGUUCUGGCACCUCUCUUUCUAGAAAAAUAGCACUGCUGCUCUCUUAAAAAAAACCCAACAGUUUACAGCAAUAAAACAUAAACCCCUUACAGUAGAAACCAUAUAAACAGACAUUCUUCCUAGGUUAUGAGUUUUAUUUAUUAUUUAUUACAUCAAAUUUAUGUACUGCUUGAUAGUAGAAAAAACCUAAAUGAUUGAUGUCUUACAGAAGUGUGGGUAUUAUAUGGCACCUGUAAAACACUGAAUUCUGCCAAAUGAAGUGGUUGAGUGGGCAGAUGGGUAAGGUGAUCUCAUAAGUAAACUGAUCCCAAGUUAUUAAGGGCUUUAUAUACUAAUAGUAGAGGGACGCGGGUGGCCCUGUGGGUUAAACCACAGAGCCUAGGACUUGCCGAUCAGAAGGUCGGCGGUUCGAAUCCCCGCGACGGGGUGAGCUCCCGUUGCUCGGUCCCUGCUCCUGCUAACCUAGCGGUUCCUAAACACAUCAAAGUGCAAGUAGAUAAAUAGGUACCGCUCUGGCGGGAAGGUAAAAGGCGUUUCCGUGUGCUGCUCUGGUUCGUUAGAAGCGGCUUAGUCAUGCUGGCCACAUGACCCGGAAGCUGUACGCCGGCUUCCUCGGCCAAUAAAGCGAGAUGAGCACCGCAACCCCAGAGUCGGUCACGACUGGACCUAGUGGUCAGGGGUCCCUUUACCGUUAUACUAAUAGUAACACCUUGAACUUGGCCUGGCAGCAAAUCGGCAACCAGUUCAGACCUCUAAGCACAGGUGUUAUAUGCUGAUAAGGCCUCACUCCUGCCAGCAGUUGUGCUGCAGCAUUCUGUACUAACUGCAGCUUUUGGAUAAAGUACAAGGGAACCCCCCUGCCCAAGAGCACAUUGCAGUAAUCCAAUCCCAAAGUAACCUCUGCAUGAAAUGCUGUGUCCAGGUUCUCUUGGUCCAGGAAUGGCUGUAGCCAUCAAACCAGUUGGAGUUGGUAAAAGGCACUUCUAGCCAUUGAGACUACUUGAGCCUCCAGUGACAGAGCUGGAUCCAGAAGCACCUCCAAACUGCAAACCUCCUCCUUGAGGGAGUGUAACCGCAUCCAGGGUAGGCAAUUGGCCAGUUUUUCAGACAUGAACUAACCCACAGUGCCUCCAUCUUACCAGGAUUCAAGCUCACUGCUGUGUCCAGGCAGUAGCCCAGUGACACAGAAGUAAAUCUUGUGGGUCACUAUUGAAAGCUCACUAAAUGGGCCUUUGGUUGGAUCCAGAAGAGCUGUUCUUAUGUUCUUAAAAAAGACACUUUUUAAAAAAAAUAUCUUCCAGAUAAACCUAAACUGCCUGAAAAUUACACAGAUGAAACCUGGCAAAAACUGAAAGAAGCUGUAGAAGCUAUUCAAAACAGUACUUCCAUUAAGUACAACUUAGAAGAGCUCUAUCAGGUAAGUGUCAAAACUUGUAGUGUUCAGAACCAUAGGUAAAGUCCUACAUGACUGAAAGCAAUCCUGAUGUUUUUAGGCCACUUUGUAGGGCCUCAAACAAGAUCCUGAUUUCGAGUGUGGGAAUGAUCUCAUAAUCACUCAGUGAGGUGUGACCUCAGGUUGGACAAAUGGCAUUUCAGAUGACCAACAAGAGCUCCUUCACAAUUUCAUUUCUGGGCUUGUCAAGCGAGAUUUACUUUUUCCAUCAGCCCAGUAGAAAUAUUCAUAUGUUAAUCUGACCUGCUGAUUUCUGGUAUGUUCACUAUUGGCUUAUAGUAGUGCUUUAACAAACACUGGCCACAAUUUUAAGUGUCCUGCAGUUCAGAGAUUGGCAGACUACACUUCAAAGCACAUCUCCAAGGGUGCAGUGCUUGUCUGACCCAAGAUUCUCUAGAUGGAUAUGCUGAGCAGUUUCACAAGGAAGCAAAGGGUCUUAUUGUUGGAAUGGACACUUCCAUCCCAGUUUGCUUCAGGAUUGUGGUGUGCUAGUACAGACUUGUUGUGAAGUUUAAUCAUCCCAGAAGAGAGGGACAGGGAGGCUCCUUUACAGGACCUCUAUCUGGAGUGUCAGGAAGUUCAAGUGGACCUGCCUUCUGAUAUAUAUAUAUAUAUAUAUAUAUAUAUAUAUAUAUAUAUUUAUUUAUAUUAGCCCACUCUUAUAAAAUAUCAAUAUGGUUUACAGCAGUUGAUAAAAUAGGACAUAAAAUACAAUAAAACAUUCUUGGUGUUUACCAAGCUGUGCAGCACUCAACUUGUGAUGCUAAUGGGAAUGAAAAUUAGUACACUAAUCUUGGCUUGUUCUUCAGAUAGUUAAGGGGUAUGCAUCAGUAACUGGAAACAGCUAGAAAAUAAAGUUGCCAGGAGUAGAAUCCAAGUUACAGUAUUGCUAACAAUAUGGAACUUAAGUUGCUUACUGUGUUUUUUCAAAGAGGUUUACAAAAAAUAUAAAAUAAUAAAAUUAUCACUAAAAAAUUGCAACCAUAAUUUAAAACAUACAGAAAGUUCAAACCAUAAUAGAGUAGGCUAUAACAAAUUCAAACUAAAACAAGCUUUCUAAACAUCUCGGUAGGCUUGUUUAAAUAGUAAUGUCUUCAGCAGGCACUGGAAAAAAUACAGUGAAGGCACCUGCCUGAUAUCAAUAGGCAGGGAGUUACACAGUGUUGGUGCUGUCACACUAAAUGAAAUGAAGUACUAACAAGAAUUCGUUCAAAGCGUUAAUUCUAUCAUGCAACAGCAAGCUAUCACUCUGCUUUGGAACACAUUUUUAAAAGAAUCAUAAGAAUCAAGGCCAGAAUGCGGCUUGCCACUCUUAAUUAUUGGCUGAGACUAGCCUCCCUUCUGAGCGGCCUUGCUUCCUUGACUAUCAAAGAUGAUUUCCACUUGAUAUGGAAACGAGCAGUGGAUAAUAUAAUAACUCUAGGAUUCAAUCCACAGUUCUUACUUAGCAUGGGGAACGAACAAGCAAAAACAUUAUUAAACAGCGUGUGGUAGACAUAGAACGACAAGCAGACCUAACCAGGUCCCCCAAUUUUUUAAUUAGCAAAACCAGAAGAUACUCAACUUCCCAAAUGCCAUACAUAGCUAAUCUUGAAAUACCAAAACAACCAAGGGCUUUCACCUUGACCCGUUGUCAGGCCCUCCUUUCAGCAGUACAGGAAGGCCGUUAUAGGAAGAUACCAUAUGACGAGAGGAAAUGCCCAUGUGGCUCUGGGCAGCAGGAAACAACGGAGCAUGCCCUUCUUCAUUGCCAGUAUUACAUAGACAUUUGAGCCAGGUUUAUCCAGCCCAUCCUAUGUAAGUUCUCUGGGCAUUCAGAACAACACUACAUCUCCCUAUUACUACAGGAUGAAAGCCCAGAAGUGACAUAUUUCGUCGCCAGAUUUUGCACCACCAUGAUAGAUAUUCGCCGAAGGAUGGUCUAUGUUACUAAUCAGACCUAAAUAGAAGGCCCAUAUUGUUAUAUCCGCACUUCUGAAGCCCCAUCCCAUACAGCUGUUCUUUUUUAACUGAUCUCUCUUAAAUUUUCCUUAUUGGUUUUUAUUCAUCCAUUAUCUAUGCUUAAUCAAGUAUUCUAUGUAUAUGUUUUAAUCUACGUUUGGUCCUUGCUCCCAAUUAAUUUAAUAAUUAUCCACUUAGAGAUACAGUUAUGCUAUUUAUUUAGAUGUUUUGCUUAUGCUGGUCUGUGAACAUAAUAAAGUAAAUUCAUUAUAAAUAAUAUAAAUAAAUAUAAAUAAAUAUAAAUAUAAAUUCAUUAUAAAUAAAAUUUAUUAUUAUUCAUUCAGAAUUCUUUCAAAGCAUUAAUUCUAUCAUGCAACAGCAAGCUAUCACUCUGCUUUGGAAUGGCAUCAGAAGUAGUGUUGAAAGCUGCAACCAAGGUGUAGGCAGUGGAAAAAUCAGAGGAGCAUGUUCCUCCAUUUAUGCAAGUAGCAGUGCCUUGUAUUUACUCAAAAACGUAUCUGGAUCACACCCCGUGUGCUCAGAAUUUUCAGGAUAGUGGCCAAUAACAAGGGAUAUUUUGCUAUGGUUUGAAAUUAUGUUACUUGUGAUUGUGCUUCUCUAGAUCAGUGCCUCAGGUAUAUAUUUCAUUGACUACAAACAGUUCUGUAAACUCAAAACCUGUUAUAUUUCUUUGUUACUGUUUGUAUUUCAUGUUAGGUCUGUAUAAUUUUUAGUGGUGAUAUUGUAAAGACAUUUGCUGACACAGGGUGAUAGUCAACUAAGUCCUACUCAGAACACACCCAUUGAAAUUCCUGAAACUAAGCCAAAUCCGUUAACUUCGCUAGGUCUGCUCUGAGUAGGACUAGUGUUGAAUACAACUCUUAACUUUGAUCUUGUAAUUGUCUGGUGAUGCCACAUCAGGUCGGCCUGUUUUUUUUAAACUCACCUGGAAGAAAUAAUUUCAGCUUGUGUUCUUUUGAGAGCUGACGUGUAAAUAAAAAGCUAUAUAUUGCAGAUGGAGUUCUGAAAAUGUUUGUGGAUUACUUUCAUAUAUCCUUUUCUUUUUUUAGGCUGUUGAAAAUCUCUGCGCAUAUAAGAUUUCUGAAAAUUUGUACAAGCAAUUAAGACAGAUUUGUGAAGACCAUAUCAAAGCACAGAUCCAUCAGUUAAGAGAAUAUCCUUUUUGA
This is a messenger RNA of Podarcis lilfordi (Lilford's wall lizard), 8555 nucleotides long. The record is from the annotation of a GenBank genome assembly. NCBI's taxonomy places the organism in Eukaryota, Metazoa, Chordata, Lepidosauria, Squamata, Lacertidae.